AUGUCAGAAAACCAGCAGCCCACCAACCUUUCGAUUGGUUCGGGCGAUAUUGCGCUGCGUCUGACGCGCAGCACCCUGCUGCCGUCGUCGCCCAACUGCCCCUCGCUUUCGUCGAGACCCCCUGGUGAUCUCCCCAAGGUGGCGCUGGAUGUCGAGGCCCUGCUUGCCUCUGCAUCGCCCCCGCUGCUGCCUGACGCAGAGCAGCAGAUUGAGGGGCUGCUGAGUGCGGUGUUGGCAACGCCAUCCACGCCGCUGCUGCCACCGAGCGACCUCGAGUUUCUACUUCCCGCCACAGCCGCCCCCUCGGCGGCCCCCAAGAGCCCGAGCCCUGCAUCCACAGUGGUCGAGGACAGCCUGGGCCCCUGCACGGUGUUUUCAAUGCCCGAGAGCGAGGUGGCCGGCUGGCUGAACCGCGAGCAGGUGACCGGAAACUUCCGGUUCGUGCAGUGCGGCGGCAAGAAGAAGCGCGUCCACGGGUGGUACUGGAAGUACGUGUGCCACUGCUACGGCCGCCCCGAGGUCAAGGUCCGCGCGAAGAAGGGGAAGCGCGUGCGCGCCGGCCGCAUUGCUAAGGCUGCGCGCGCGUCGAAGAAGGUCGGGUGCCCGUGCGCUGCCUACAUCACGUGCGCCUACGACGGCACCGCGACCCACAGCGCGCAGAAGCACCGCCGCCGCGAGUCGCAGCAGUUCUCUCCCGAGGCCUCGCCGACUCUGACCGUGACUGGCGAUGAGCCGACGGCCAACAUUCCGCUGCUGCUGGAGCUGCCAGGCAGCGAUGUGCCAUCCAAGGAGAGCGCUUUGCUGCCGGGCGUACAGGUGGCGACGCAGCCGUCGGCGGGCGUCGAGCAGUGGAUGGCGCUGUGGAAGACGCUGGGCCAUCUGCCGUUUGUCGAGUCCGCGCCAUUCUCGUUUGGCUUUACCACUGUCCCGUCGCUUGUCUUGUCGCUGGAACGCGCUAUGGGCACCAACAUCAACGGAUACCCGCUGUAUACGCUGUCCGUGGUCAGCACCGAGACCAGCAGCAGCGAGCCGCUGGCAUACCUGACGUGUCUGCUGGAUCCCGACGACAUCGCCGGCCACACGGCCAUCAACCUGGUGUUUGGCAGCGAGUGUCUGGUGCUGUGGGCCAUGGACCGUCUGAAGGCCUGGUGGCUGGCUGACGCCCUGCCAGUGCACACCCAUGCGCGUGCCCUCAACUACAGCAACGGCCGCCUUGUCGAGGAGGUCAUUUGGGCAUUGCUGACCCUGGCUAUCGAAGGAGACCCCCACCGGCGCCCGCCAAAACCGCCUAUGCGCUUUAACGCACUUUCGAAUCUAUGCACCAAGACUGUGCGCAGGGUCUGCGCGACACUGUUCUACCUGGCAGCCGCUGCGUCGCUGUGCAUGCAUGCACUGGCCGUGAAGCACGAGGACUUCAAGACCUGCGAGCAAGCAGCGUUCUGCCGCCGGCACCGCACAUUCGCUGAGCUGGCGCUCAAGCAACCCUCGUCGUCGUCGUCGUACUCUGUGCUGGAGAGCACUGUGAAGCUGGACGCCCACCGCCUGGUAGCACAGGUGCAGAGCCGCGAGGCCAAGGUGCCGCUGCAGCUGGAGGUGACCUUUUUGGAGAGCGGCACUGUGCGCGUGCGCGUGCAGGAGGCCGACCCGCUCCGCCCCCGCUUCGACGACACCCAAAAGUACCCAGAGAGCCUGAAGAUGACGUCGGCGACAGUGGACGGGCGCGUGCAGCACACGGUGAAGUACGCAGACGGCGGCUUCAGCGUGCGCCUGACCGAGCAGCCGUGGGCGCUGGAGUACCUGCAGGAGGGCCAGCCGGCGAUCCAGCUGAACACAAAGGGAUUCUUCAACUUUGAGCACCAGCGCGAGAAGACAGACGUGGACGACGUGGACGGCGGGUGGGAGGAGACAUUCAACACUUGGACUGAUUCGAAGCCGCGCGGGCCCGAGUCGUUUGGAUUGGACAUCAGCUUCCGCGGCUUCGAGCACGUCUACGGCAUCCCCGAGCACGCGUCGCCGACCUCGCUGAAGACUACCCGCGGCGGCAGCGACGCAUACACGCAGCCCUACCGCCUGUGGAACCUGGACGUAUUUGAGUACGAGCACGACUCGCCGAUGGCGCUGUACGGCGCCAUCCCGUUCAUGGUGGCCCAUCGCGCCGAGGCGACUGUGGGUGUGUUCUGGCUCAACGCUGCCGAGACAUGGAUCGACGUCACACGCGAGAAGGCUGGCGCGCUGGGUGGCCUCUUUGGCGGCGCCAAGGACCCCGAGGUCGCCACGCACUGGGUCAGCGAGUCGGGCGUCAUGGACGUGUUCCUGCUGCCCGGCCCAUCGGUUGCCGACAUGUACCGCCAGUACGCCGAGCUGGUCGAGCCAACGCCGCUGCCGCGCGAGUUUGCCCUUGGCUACCACCAGUGCCGGUGGAACUACCUGGACCAGAACGACGUGCUGACGGUCAACAAGAAGCUUGAGGAGAGCAAGAUCCCCUACGACGUCCUCUGGCUGGACAUUGAGCACACCGACGGCAAGCGCUAUUUCACCUGGGACUCGGCCAAGUUCCCCGAUCCUGUGGCCAUGCAGCAGCAGCUGGCGGCGGGCGGGCACCGCCUGGUGAACGUGGUUGAUCCGCACAUCAAGCACGACCCCGAGUACCGCGUGUGGAAGGAAGCCAAUGACAGCGGGUUCUUUGUCAAGAACAAGGCCGGCUCCGACAACUACCAGGGCUGGUGCUGGCCGGGCGACUCGAACUGGGUCGACUACCUCAACCCGAACGCGUCGCAGUGGAUCAGCGAGCAGUUCCACCUGGACAAGUACGCCGGGUCCACCAAGGACUUGUUUGUGUGGAACGACAUGAACGAGCCGUCGGUGUUCAACGGGCCCGAGAUCUCGAUGGAGAAGGACAUCACACACUACGGCGGGUGGGAGCACCGCGAUGUGCACAACAUCUUUGGCAUGCUGUACCACAAGGCCACGGCCGACGGGCUGCGCACGCGCGAGUCGCCUAACAUGCGGCCGUUUGUGCUGUCACGCGCGUACUUUGCCGGCUCGCAGCGCUACGGCGCCAUCUGGACCGGCGACAACGCCGCCAACUGGGAGCACCUGCGCGCGUCGGUACCGAUGAUCCUGAGCAACAACAUUGCCGGCAUGCACUUCUCCGGCGCCGACGUCGGCGGGUUCUUUGGCAACCCUGACGCCGAGCUGCUGACGCGCUGGUACCAGCUCGGCAUCUGGUACCCGUUCUUCCGUGCCCACGCACACAUCGACACGAAGCGUCGCGAGCCGUACCUGCUGGGCGAGCCGUACACAUCGAUCAUCCGCGACGCCGUGCGCGAGCGCUACCGCCUGCUGCCGUACUGGUACUCCCUGUUCCGCGAGGCGAGCCAGACGGGCAUGCCGCUGGUGCGUCCGAUGUGGAUGGAGUUCCCAGGCGAGGCCGCGCUGUUUGCCGACGAUAGCGCGUUCAUGGUCGGCCCAGCGCUGAUGGUGGUGCCGGUCACGAGUCCGGACAUGGCUACCGUUGAUGUGCGCUUCCCGACACAGCAGACCUGGUAUAGCUGGGAGACACAUGCGAUCUUCUCGGGCCCACUGAAGCGCCAGUUCCUGCCGACACUGGAGACCACGCUGGUGUUUGUCAAGGGCGGCUCGAUUGUGCCGACACGCGACCGCCACCGCGCGUCAUCGGCGCUGAUGAAGCGCGACCCGUUCACCCUGUACGUGUUCCCGAACCGCCUGGGCAUGGCCACUGGCCGCCUGUAUGUUGAUGACGGCGACUCGUUUGACUACGCCCACGGCGCCUUUGUUGAGCGCGAGCUGUCCUUCGCCAACGCAACGCUGACGUCGCGCAGCCUGCAGGAGCCCACGGACGAGACGCCGGAGCGGAGUGCCUUCCUGGAGCAAAUCAAGAAGGUGCGCGUCGAGCGCGUCGUCAUCAUGGGCCUGCGCAACCCCAUUGCCUGGGCCACUGUGCGCGAGGGCGACGAUGUCCGCAAGAUUGCCGUGGACUACCAGGGCGCGAAGAAGGACUCGGAGCUCGUUAUCCGCGACCCGGCUGUGCUUAUCACCAACGACUGGUCCAUCGAACUGAGCCAAUAG
Molecule: messenger RNA, 4089 nt
Organism: Linderina pennispora
Lineage: Eukaryota; Fungi; Kickxellomycota; Kickxellomycetes; Kickxellales; Kickxellaceae
Exons: 6
Coding region: 1-4089 (1362 amino acids)
Biological process (GO): carbohydrate metabolic process; N-glycan processing
Cellular component (GO): glucosidase II complex
Molecular function (GO): carbohydrate binding; alpha-glucosidase activity
Source: RefSeq, a predicted model, not a curated record